This is a messenger RNA of Siniperca chuatsi (mandarin fish), 2132 nucleotides long. It is a transcript of the gene foxi1, whose product is annotated as forkhead box i1. Gene Ontology annotation, molecular function: DNA-binding transcription factor activity, RNA polymerase II-specific; RNA polymerase II cis-regulatory region sequence-specific DNA binding. The record is from RefSeq and is a predicted model, not a curated record. Lineage: Eukaryota; Metazoa; Chordata; Actinopteri; Centrarchiformes; Sinipercidae. The coding region runs from base 487 to 1620 and encodes 377 amino acids. The transcript has 2 exons. Gene Ontology annotation, biological process: anatomical structure morphogenesis; cell differentiation; regulation of transcription by RNA polymerase II.
AUCAUCCGAAAUAUAUUUGGAGACCAUGAGAGCUCAGGACAGUUAUUUAUUCUCGUGACCUUAAGUUUAUCAUAUUUACUAAAUCAUGUUCCACUUUGUACUUCACUUUGUCUUUGCGGGUUUUGUUUAAAACAAAUUCUAAAUAUAAAGACUGCCAUGGCCAACACAAGCUCCAGUGCUUUAUUACGCACUGGCAAUAGUUAUAAGUCACUAACGUGCCUUAAUUAGAAUAUACUUUAAAAUAAAAUGAAGCUCAGCAUCGCAGUUAAAGGCAGUAUCAGUGCUCAUUUAUAGGGAGAUCGGGUCAAUACAAUUGGGCUGUAGCAGGACAGAAAAGAGGGGUGUGACCAUCCCACAAGUUUGGGCUACCUGUAGAGUCUCCGGGCACUGCGCAUAAAUAGCCUACUCCUCCCUCUGAGGAUGAGUUCAGUCCUGAGGGAGAGACAGAGACGAAAUUAGGUUUUGGGAAUCUGGUUAGGGCGGAUUAUGAACGCUUUUGGACACCAACCAUCUAACCAGCAGACCAGCUCUAUUCAGCACCACAGCGCCCAGGAGCUCCUGGACAUGGCCGUGUACUGCGACAACUACGGUGUGUACCAACAGAACCUCCACCACCAUCACCCCCAGAGGCCGUCGACGCACACCUCCAGCUACGGCCUCGGAGAGUACACCUCUCCGUCUACGAACCCGUACCUAUGGCUGAACGGACCCAGCAUCAACUCCUCUCCUUAUCUUCCCGGGAACAACGGCACGUCCUAUAUUCAGUCUGGAUACGGGUCGAACCAGAGGCAGUUCUUACCGCCUCCCACCGGGUUUGGUGGAGCAGACCUGGGCUGGCUGUCCAUAUCCAGCCAGCAGGAACUCUUCAAGAUGGUCAGACCACCUUACUCCUACUCAGCACUGAUAGCGAUGGCCAUACAGAACGCCCAAGACAAAAAGUUGACUCUCAGUCAGAUCUAUCAGUAUGUAGCUGACAACUUCCCUUUCUACAAGAAGAGUAAAGCUGGAUGGCAGAAUUCAAUCCGCCACAAUUUGUCACUGAACGACUGUUUCAAAAAAGUGGCACGGGACGAGGAUGACCCCGGUAAAGGAAACUACUGGACGCUGGAUCCCAACUGUGAGAAGAUGUUCGACAACGGGAACUUCAGGCGGAAGAGAAAAAGGAGAGCUGACGUCAACGGAGCUGACAGCACCGCUCUCCCCGUCAAGUCAGAAGACGGCCCGCACAAGCUCUCCGACACAGCCAGCCUCCUGAGCUCCUCCCCGCCCAGCCUGCACGGAUCCCCGGCCUCCACGGAGCCCAAGUCGUCCCCGUCUCCGUCCGCGGAGCACAGCCCGUGUUUCAGCAGCUUCGUGUCCAGCGUGAACUCGCUACUGGCGGGCAGCGGCAGCACAGAUGGUUCCCGGGGCGGGGAGCGGGACUACGGCUCAUCGGCGCAUCUCGGCGGAUUGUCUCAGACCAGAGAGGGCAUGUCCGGACUGGGCUCCUACUCGCCCACUUUAAUCUCUCCUGUGAACUCUGACAACAACAGAAUGAACUAUUACACAUCAGUACAGAGCCUCUCCAACCAUUUUAGUGUUAAUAACCUCAUAUACAGCCGGGAGGGAACGGAGGUGUAGACUGGCUAUCUCUGUCUGUGCGGCUUACAGAAAAAGUAAUUUAUCACUCAUUGUUAGCCUUCACAUUUACAAGUUAUUACUUAUUACUCAUGUUCUGGUUUAGUAGGCCUCAUUGUAAAACAAGCACUGAAACUGGACUGGUAGCCUAUCUUUCUACAAUAACCCUUUCUAACUGGGAAAAUAUAUUUCGUGUAUUAGAAAGGAAUAUUCAUGGUUAUAAACUGUCACUUCUACAUUAUGGUUUGUCCAUACUAGUGCAACAAACAUUGAAAAUUAUUCAAUUUACGAAUCAGCCCACGGACAUCCAUCCUUGAACUGAUGGAUGCAUACUUUACUUAUUUUUUUUAUUGUAGCUGCUUGGUUGGGCCUACUCCCUGUCUUUAAGAAGAAGAAGACACAUAUGUACAGAAAUUAUUUUCAUAAGAAGAUACAUGACAUGUAUUUUAAACUGAAUUUGUGUUUUAUUUAAACUCAAGUCGAUGUUUGAAUAAAAGUCAUUUAUUUUAACUCCA